Messenger RNA from Kwoniella mangroviensis CBS 8507, 390 nucleotides. RefSeq lists its product as uncharacterized. The record is from RefSeq and is a predicted model, not a curated record. The transcript has 3 exons. Lineage: Eukaryota; Fungi; Basidiomycota; Tremellomycetes; Tremellales; Cryptococcaceae. Bases 1 to 390 code for a protein of 129 amino acids.
AUGAUUGGUCAACAGCUUAUCACCUUCCUGCCUCUGCUCGUCACUUUGGCAUCUGCGACUCCUCAUAAAAGGACGGACGAUUGGUCUUAUUCUUCAUCGCCUGAAUCCGCUUCCGACUCAGGCUCGUGGGAUUCAAGCAACUCUUACAAUUCCGGGUAUUCCUACAACUCCGGAGAAUCUGGUAACUCAUACGAUUCGGGAUAUUCUUACAAUUCUGGUGAAUCUGGUAAUUCAUAUGAUUCGACUUGGCAAGGUGAAAGUAGUGGUAGUGGACAUGCUACUACUAUCAAACAUGAGACUACCAUCAUGACCCAUCUGGCUUAUGAGACGCCUAAAUACGGCUCGGGAUCAAUGUGGGGUGGUGAUCUUCAAGGCUGUUUGAACAUGUGA